AUGGCAGAUAAUAUCAAACUUCAGGUUGCGGUGAUCGGCGCAGGCAUUGCCGGCCUCGCAGCAGCCAUUGCUCUUAAGAGCCACCCUGCAGUCGAUGUGCAGAUAUAUGAACGAGCAGCCGAGCUUCGAGAGAUAGGGGCAUCGAUCGCACUCGGCCCCAAUGGGAUGCGGACACUUGACAGGCUCGGGGUCCACAAUGCUCUCGAAGACACGAUCGCAUUUCGCAAUAAAUCAAGAUUUCCGAUGAUUUAUCGCCACUAUAAAACAAACGAGGAUGUAUCUGUAGACACACACAAAAGCCAUGUGGAAUACAACCAUCUCACAUCCCGUUUCUACAGAGCGCAUUUGCAUAAUGCACUUGUCGAGCACGUAGACGCAUCACAACUGCACUUGUCUAAACCGUUUGAAUCUGUAAUAUUCGACGAAACAAUACAGAAGCUCGUGGUUAGUUUCGCCGACGGCUCUACCGCAAAUGCAGAUAUUGUUCUCGGAGCUGAUGGCAUUCAUUCCCGAGUCCGGACACAAUUUGUACCGUCCUCGCGAACUGCUUGGACAGGCUGGGUAACUUUCCGCUCAGUCUUUCCCGUGGCCCAUCUCUCACACAUUCACGAUGUCCCAGAUGAGGCAGUUCAUAUCUGGGGCCCUGAUAGAACCUUAUUCUUAUCCCAUCUUGGCAAGGAUUUGUUUACAGUAGUGGGCUCCGAGCAGAGCGAUCCUAGCGCACCGGAUGCGCCAUAUAAGGAUGCUACGUGGAAUUCAGAUGGAGAUGUGAAUGUUCUGAAGGAGUACUACAAGGACUGGAGCCCAUCUGUCCGGGCCAUUGUCGAUGCCGUGCCGUACACUAGAAUCUACCCGAAUAGCACUGCUCACGCAUUAGACACAUGGAUCCUGGGAGAAGGCCGUGUCACCCUGGCAGGCGACGCCGCGCACGCCCAUGGUGGUGCAUUCGCAGCUGGCGGUAGUCUGGCGCUUGACGAUGCUUGGGCUUUUGCUGCCUCAAUAUUCCAGAUUUUCCCACCAACCUCAACGCAUGCCCCGAAAGGCCAGGCCAUCGCGGAUGCACUCGCCUUAUAUGAACGAACGAGGAAGCCACAUACGGAUCGGGUGAUGCAAGUUGUAGCCCAAGGAAAUGCAAAAAAGGUCGAGCAGACCAGAACAAAGGAUGUCAUUACCGAUGAACAGCUGAGGAAGAGAAUGAAGGAGAGAGCAGACACUAGUUGGAUUCAUGAGCACGAUGUCGUUUCAAAGUUCCGAGAAACUUUGGCGGCUGGAUCCAAGACUGAGGAGCAUCAAGCUCGAUUGUGA
Messenger RNA from Truncatella angustata, 1305 nucleotides. RefSeq lists its product as uncharacterized. Gene Ontology annotation, molecular function: monooxygenase activity; FAD binding. The record is from RefSeq and is a predicted model, not a curated record. The transcript has 2 exons. Lineage: Eukaryota; Fungi; Ascomycota; Sordariomycetes; Amphisphaeriales; Sporocadaceae. The coding region runs from base 1 to 1305 and encodes 434 amino acids.